Penicillium taxi is the source of this 1419-nucleotide messenger RNA. RefSeq lists its product as uncharacterized. Gene Ontology annotation, biological process: reciprocal meiotic recombination. Lineage: Eukaryota; Fungi; Ascomycota; Eurotiomycetes; Eurotiales; Aspergillaceae. The transcript has 4 exons. Bases 1 to 1419 code for a protein of 472 amino acids. The record is from RefSeq and is a predicted model, not a curated record.
AUGCAGUCCAAUCCUGCUAUCGCCUACUUUUCAAUUGCCAAGUUCUCCUAUACAAGCACCUCCGUUGACCACAGUGGCCCAUUGGCUUGGACUCAUGUCAAUACCAAUGGAGACCUACAAUGCAUCUUCGAGAAAAUUGCAGGAAGUACACUCACUGGACCGCCUAGACUGCUGCUGAGAGUAAUUCGAAAUGAUGGCAUCCUGGAGCAGAUUGAUCUUUUGCACUUUGUUCGAAUAUUCAGCAAUUUUUCGAGCCCAGCAAAUGGUCCUCGACCAACAAAGCAGCUCUUCGCCGUCGUGGUUAAGUCACCAUGCCUCGCAGUGAAAUACCCUCAAAGCGCAAGCUAUGUUCGUCGAUUCCAGAUCAAAUUCUCACGCGCCACUGAUUACUUCAAUGCUCUUGCUCAUCUGAGUGAAAUCAACUGUCCAUUGAUAGAGGGUAGCAUGUCGCAAGCACCCCGAAGACAAACCUCAUCUUCUACAUGGGCCUCUUCUGUUCAGAUGUCAGCUGCUUCAGUAGAUGAAAGUCAUGCCAUGACUUCAAGCCACACAACACCUAUUCCCUUCUUUGCCAUGCCAAGUUAUGCCCCUGGCAGCAUAACAACACCUGACCCGCCGCCCUCUUCAUGUACGAGCACAUCGUAUCAGCGAUCUAUCUACCAAGGACCACCACCAGUAUAUAAUCCUAAAGGUAUAACCCCAGGCAAUGAGCGGCCAAAACAGACUACCUCCAAGCCAGACAAUGUCAUUCCCAAACUGACUCGACCCACCUUGACUCGACCUGUUUCUACACCCGCCUAUGACGAGGCCCAACUUGAUCGAAUGCUUCCACCAAAAAGAGAUCUGCCCUUCUUGAAGCCCACCCGCAAAGGGCUCGUCCGACAGGGCUCAUCCAACAAUGUGGCAACAAUUCCAACGACGGCUGAAGAACAGAUCCGGGUUGAAGUCCGAACUCAAAGUCAAAUAGAGCGUUACGCUUCGCUUGCCUCCGACUCGCAGUCUCAGUCACUUGUCCCGACACAAACAUAUCAAGAUUCCCUGGUAACCUUGUCCCAAGACGAGCUUGAACCCAGCCAGGUCCAGCAAUGCCCGGUCUCGACCCCAGUCCCGGUCUCAAACCAUGUGAUGGAAAGGGGACGCCUCGAAAGCAUGAACGUCACCGCAGCACUGUCCCCCGAGCCAGCUGGUAGCAGUGACUGUGUCAUCAUAGAACGUGGACCAGCACAGUUGCAGCACCUGCAGCGCCCGCUGACUUCAGAAAAGAAUGAACUUUCACUAUAUCUAUCUUCGCCCACUGCGGAGCGGACUGCCUUCCUGCAGGACUGGAUGUGUGAUCUCCUCCAGGAUGACGAAUUCAUGACACUGUGCCAGGAUACCGAGGGUGUGUGGAAGCGCUUUGCAUUUGGUAUCAAACCGUAA